UAUUCGACUUCCUAUCUUUCCUCCUUAAUUACAGCUGAAAUGGCUCUCUCAUCAUCUUCCAAAUUUAUCUUUUUCUCCUUCUCCGUGAUCUCAUCCCUCCUCGCCUGUUCAUCUCUCGCCCGUGAAUUCUCCAUCGUGGGUUAUUCUCCGGAUGAUCUGACCACCAUAGAUAAGCUCAUCGAUCUCUUCGAGUCAUGGAUGGCCAAACACGGCAAAGUUUACAGAAGCAUAGAAGAGAAGCUACACAGAUUUGAGGUUUUCAGGGACAAUCUGAAGCACAUAGACGAGAGGAACAAGAAGAUCAGUAACUACUGGCUUGGACUGAACGAGUUCGCGGAUUUGAGCCAUGAAGAGUUCAAGAACAUGUAUAUUGGCCUCAAAGUUGAGUCGCCUAGAAGGAGUGGAUCGAACGAGGAUUUCACAUACAGAGAUGUCGUGGAUUUACCCAAGUCCGUGGACUGGAGGAAGAAAGGCGCCGUCACCAAUGUCAAGAACCAAGGUUCAUGUGGGAGUUGCUGGGCAUUUUCAACCGUGGCUGCAGUGGAAGGCAUAAACCAAAUUGUGACAGGAAACUUAACAUCGCUUUCAGAGCAAGAGCUGAUCGACUGUGAUACAACUUACAACAAUGGCUGCAAUGGAGGGCUCAUGGAUUACGCUUUUCAAUACAUCAUAGCAAAUGGCGGGCUUCACAAGGAGGAGGAUUACCCGUAUGCCAUGGAGGAAGGCACUUGCGACGAGAGGAAGGGAAUUUCGGAUGUGGUGACCAUCAGUGGAUACCAUGAUGUACCAGAGAACAAUGAGCAGAGCCUGUUGAAGGCCAUUGCCAACCAGCCUCUAAGUGUGGCCAUCGAGGCUUCUGGUAGAGAUUUCCAGUUCUACAGUGGCGGUGUGUUCGAUGGGCAUUGCGGAAGCGAGCUGGAUCAUGGAGUAACGGCGGUUGGAUACGGAACGAGCAGGGGAUUGGACUAUAUAAUUGUAAAGAAUUCAUGGGGACCCAAAUGGGGAGAGAAAGGGUACAUAAGGAUGAAGAGAAGCACGGGCAAGCCUGAAGGUCUCUGUGGCAUCAACAAGAUGGCUUCUUACCCUACCAAAAAGAUGUGAUAUAUAUAUAUAUAUAUAUAAUUCCCUUUUGCUUAUCCGCAUCAUUUGCUUUCUAAUAUGAAGAACACGUUGUUGUCUUCUCAAUAAUUUAACCACGCUUUUUGUUCCCUUCAACUGGCUAUACGCUCCUGUUUGCUAUCAAACAAUGUUGCUGGUUGCUGACCAUAAUAAGAAA
Molecule: messenger RNA, 1276 nt
Organism: Diospyros lotus (date-plum)
Lineage: Eukaryota; Viridiplantae; Streptophyta; Magnoliopsida; Ericales; Ebenaceae
Product: cysteine protease XCP1
Exons: 4
Coding region: 40-1101 (353 amino acids)
Cellular component (GO): lysosome
Molecular function (GO): cysteine-type endopeptidase activity
Source: RefSeq, a predicted model, not a curated record